Pogonomyrmex barbatus (red harvester ant) is the source of this 2193-nucleotide messenger RNA. Its product is annotated as calmodulin-alpha. NCBI's taxonomy places the organism in Eukaryota, Metazoa, Arthropoda, Insecta, Hymenoptera, Formicidae. The record is from RefSeq and is a predicted model, not a curated record. Gene Ontology annotation, molecular function: calcium ion binding. Gene Ontology annotation, cellular component: myosin II complex.
AUGGCGGGUACCAGGCGCGAAUGUACCAACGACGGCGCCAGCCCCGUCGACCCGCCUCGAGGACGAUCGCGGGUUGCGAUCGAGACGUCCGGACGUCGGCGACCGGCAACUCGUUUCCGCCGGACGAGCCGAUCGCGUAUCUUCGCCGAGUGAUUGAUGAUCGUAAUUAGGAUAAUCGUCGCCAGAUCGACGCGCGAAGGCGUGCGUCACCGUUCGCGAUCGUAAUCGCCGGAUCGCGCCAGAAAGCGCCAGAAACCUGUGCCGGUAUAUUCGUCAUCUCGCGUGCGGAACGUAAGCCGAGCCGAGAGCGGAAUACGAACGACAGUGUCGAGCCGAGGGCUCGCGUAAUCAUUACGUCACGGCGGGGCAAAUGUUCCCGAUGAGCUUUCGUGAGCUCCCGCCACCCCCGAGCAGCACCCCCGAGAAAAAUCGUCGCCGUCGCCGGCAGGAGUACGACGCCGCCGGCCUCGUCGCCGUCGUCGGUCCGUUUCCGGUGCUACCGGAUAUUCCCGAUCGGGGAUCCGUCACUGUCGCGAUGAAGUGAGGAGCCGCAUCCCGGCUACCGUCGACACGACAAUACAUUUCGUUACAACCGUUCGCUAUGCAUCCAAGCGUUCGAAACAUAAUCGAUAGUGUUCAUUGUGUUCCUCGCGCGCGUUGUCCCAGGUCAAGCGGUGUCUGAAACGAAAGACAAGCGGAAGCGGGGAAAUCUCUCCGCCGAGGGAGUAGGGAAAAAGCGUUAAAGGGAAUAGAUCGGGGUCGAGAGACAAGGCUUCGCGACACGGCGACUCUGACGACGACGAGAACGAGAAUGGGAGCGAUGAUGACGAUGACGGUACAACGACGAGGCGGUAGUUAAAUGGGUAACGAUAAGGGUAAACGCGAUAAAACGAAUAGUGUGAUCACGACGACGCGACGUUAUAGCGUCGGUAGCUUUCGCAUAAAUUAUCGUACGUAUAUAUAUAUAUAUAUAUAUAUAUACGCAGAUAAAUACACUCGAGCGCACAAGUACACACAAGGCGAUAAACGAGCGAUGUACACUUAAAUAUUGUGAUACGCAUACGUAACCAUAAGCGCGCGCACGCGAGCGUGUCGAUCGAGAAGCAAUAAGAGCAAUAAAAACAAAAACAAAAAAAAAAAAAAGAGAGAUAUUAUCGUGUUAUAUCGUUGUUGAAUCGGUGAUUUCCCGUCACCCUGUGUUCGUAAGAGCUCGUUAGUCGCUAAAAGCCGACCGACGAGAUUACGCUUAUUUCACCCGGGACCGUCGAAAAAGAGAGUACGCCAAGACGACAAGAUGGCGUUCGCCGCGGCGAGGAUGAUCCUGAAGGACAAGCGCAGGAAAGCUAGCAAAGAGGACUUCGCACCGCGAAACAGAAGCAAGGCUCGCAGCGCCAGCACAAGUAGCUUUAGAAGCCUGAGCCAGGCACGCAACAAACCGGCGGAUGGAGUGGGUCAUGUAAACCAAAAAGGUGCUUCCGGUCAGAAAGCGCCGGCGGCUGGUCAGAAGGUCGCGCCGGGUGCUAAGGUCGCGGCGAAACCGGCCCAAAAGCCGACAGCUCAGAAAGGCCAAGUGAAAGUGACACCUAAGGCGGCCUCCGUGAAGACCGGCAAGAACAAGAAGAAGGGACAACGGCAACAGUAUGAUCUCAUCGUUACCAUUAAUCUGAGGUGAGAGCGAAGUUAUCGGUGGCUCGUGAUGGAUCGAAUUACGUCAGCCGCCUUUGUCAACGUGGCGUGCGCUUCGCGUAAUGCGUGCACAUCGGCAAUAAAUAUGGCACGAUCUGACCCAGUUGAAUACGCGAUGAGCGAUCGAUAAGUUUCUUCAUGUUCGGCUAAUAUACGCCGCGCGUACGACGCGAUGUCAAGACACACCGAAGGAAAAUAACACCGUACUGUCAUUUACUCGGAUUGGCAUAAUUAGCGACAACUCCCCGAUCGCAUUGCUCCAUUUUGGGAUGAUAUUUCCGGUUGAGACUGCUGACAACAUCAAAUAGAUUUGAUAUUUGAUCUCAUGCAAAUUGCAUGUGCACAGAUUCUAGUAUACAAUUAUUCCUUAUAAACUCGUGUUAUUAUACGGCUAAUUAUUUAUUACGCAUGCCUCGUUUUAUGCGUUUCGUAUAAUUUUCUCAUUACAUACGUAAAAAUAGCCAUUUAUCGAGAAUUUUAUUUUCUUUUAUAUCUGUAAAUAGAAUU